Messenger RNA from Paramecium primaurelia, 5566 nucleotides. The record is from the annotation of a GenBank genome assembly. Lineage: Eukaryota; Ciliophora; Oligohymenophorea; Peniculida; Parameciidae.
AUGGAAAUCUUAAGUGGAGAAGAUUAUAUUUUAAAAGUUUCAAAUGAUAUUGAUGAUUAUGAGGAUGAAGAACUAAUAUUAGCUAUUCUAAAUAUCACAUCAGAUGAAUACAUGAAUACAAUUGUAAAAUUAAAAGGUUAUGGAUAAAAAAAUUUAUGUGCCAAUAUUAUUGAAGAAUCAGAAAUGUUUUACUAAUGCUUUGAUUGCAGUAAAGAUAUUAAUCAAGCCAUUUGUAGAGAGUGCUUCAUUCCUAAAAAUCAUAAAAGUAAAUUCAAUAUUAUAAUUAUAGAUCAUGCUGUAUUUUUAGAGUAAAUUCAAUCUGAAAUGCCAGGAUAUUGUGAUUGCGGUGAUACAAUGAUUUUUGAAACUGGUUCAAUAUGUCCUUAACAUAAUCAUUUUUAACAAAAGUUUAAGAAUGUUUAAUUAGGUUGUAAUUAAAAUUAUUGAUAUUAGAUGAUAAAGUUAUUAAAAAAUAUGAAAAAUUUCUAAUGAUUGCCUUUGGAUUAUUAUAAAAGAAAUUUGAAUUAAUAGUUGAUUAUCCUAAUGAUUUAUUAAAGAAUAUAGAAAAUAUAAUUGAAAGUCUUAAUGAUGAUAUUUUGAAGAAUUAUUUAAAUUCUCAUAAAAUUCAUUUCUAAUUAAUUUAGGAUUCUAUAAAUUAAGCAAAAUAAAUUCAUAAAUUAAUAUUGAAAUGUUUAGAAAUUAUAACAACUGAUAAUAUAGUCUGGAGUUCUUUAACAGCUAAAAUCUUAAAAUAGGAGUUUAAAUGUAAAAUACAAAAUAAUACAAUUGGAUCAAGUUCACUAUUGGAGUAUUAUAUUAAAUAUAGUGCACAUUUAUUUGGAUCACUCAAGUUUGAAUAAGAUAUUUCAAUCUUUUUUCCUUUAUUCUUUUAAGAGGAUGAAUUUAGAACACAUCUUGUUAAAAUUGUUAUAUAAAACUUUUAGAGAUUGUAUCUUCUAAUUCAUUCUUACAAAUUAACUACAAUUAAAAACGAAGAAUUCUAAUUUUAAAUAUAUUAGGAAAUUAAUGAUUAAAAAUUAGCUAUUUUAAUUUAGCAAAUACUUGCUUGUAAUUAAAUCUAAUAAAUUUUGUCUGAAAAUAUAAUAAUUAAGAGUAAAAUUGCAGNCUUUAACAUAAGAUUAAAAUUCAUUAGAUAUUCUAAAAAAAUGAUGAGUUUCUUAAUUAAGAAAAUUUUUAUAGCUGUUUUAUAAAUAAUCAAAUAUUAUAAUAAGAUAAUGGAAAUCUUAAGUGGAGAAGAUUAUAUUUUAAAAGUUUCAAAUGAUAUUGAUGAUUAUGAGGAUGAAGAACUAAUAUUAGCUAUUCUAAAUAUCACAUCAGAUGAAUACAUGAAUACAAUUGUAAAAUUAAAAGGUUAUGGAUAAAAAAAUUUAUGUGCCAAUAUUAUUGAAGAAUCAGAAAUGUUUUACUAAUGCUUUGAUUGCAGUAAAGAUAUUAAUCAAGCCAUUUGUAGAGAGUGCUUCAUUCCUAAAAAUCAUAAAAGUAAAUUCAAUAUUAUAAUUAUAGAUCAUGCUGUAUUUUUAGAGUAAAUUCAAUCUGAAAUGCCAGGAUAUUGUGAUUGCGGUGAUACAAUGAUUUUUGAAACUGGUUCAAUAUGUCCUUAACAUAAUCAUUUUUAACAAAAGUUUAAGAAUGUUUAAUUAGGUUGUAAUUAAAAUUAUUGAUAUUAGAUGAUAAAGUUAUUAAAAAAUAUGAAAAAUUUCUAAUGAUUGCCUUUGGAUUAUUAUAAAAGAAAUUUGAAUUAAUAGUUGAUUAUCCUAAUGAUUUAUUAAAGAAUAUAGAAAAUAUAAUUGAAAGUCUUAAUGAUGAUAUUUUGAAGAAUUAUUUAAAUUCUCAUAAAAUUCAUUUCUAAUUAAUUUAGGAUUCUAUAAAUUAAGCAAAAUAAAUUCAUAAAUUAAUAUUGAAAUGUUUAGAAAUUAUAACAACUGAUAAUAUAGUCUGGAGUUCUUUAACAGCUAAAAUCUUAAAAUAGGAGUUUAAAUGUAAAAUACAAAAUAAUACAAUUGGAUCAAGUUCACUAUUGGAGUAUUAUAUUAAAUAUAGUGCACAUUUAUUUGGAUCACUCAAGUUUGAAUAAGAUAUUUCAAUCUUUUUUCCUUUAUUCUUUUAAGAGGAUGAAUUUAGAACACAUCUUGUUAAAAUUGUUAUAUAAAACUUUUAGAGAUUGUAUCUUCUAAUUCAUUCUUACAAAUUAACUACAAUUAAAAACGAAGAAUUCUAAUUUUAAAUAUAUUAGGAAAUUAAUGAUUAAAAAUUAGCUAUUUUAAUUUAGCAAAUACUUGCUUGUAAUUAAAUCUAAUAAAUUUUGUCUGAAAAUAUAAUAAUUAAGAGUAAAAUUGCAGAAAAGUUUUAUUUUUUUAUUUAAAGAGGCUACAUUGAAAUUCUGAAGUUAUACUAAAAUAUCAAAACUCCAAUAUGCUAUAAUCUAUUUGAUAAUAUCUCAGAUAUGCUCUUAAAAAUGUAAUAAUGAUUAAUAAUUUAGUCAAUUAACUAAUUAUGCUUCUUUGGAAUUUACUGAAACUAUUUGUUGUUUUUUAGAAAUGAUGGGUAGAUGUAAAAAAGGUCUUAAGGGAUUAGUUAAUUAGAUUCACGAAAUCCUUUCAAUAGAUAUUCAUUCCUUUUAAUCUCAAAUAUUAAAUCCAAAUUCUUAAGGAUUUUAGAAAUUAUUAAAUUAAUCAUUAUUGAUUUAUUCAUUAACUAGGAGAAAUCCAUGUUAGCAAAUGAACAAAUCAAAUUUAGAAUUUCAUCUAAAUGAAGAGGAUGAAUUAUCUACAAAUUAUUUAUUAAUUCUAUUAAUAACAAAUUUAUCCUCAUUUAGAUGUGAUUUAAAAUCUAUGAUGUUAGCUAUUGGGGAUUUAACUUCAUAUGAAGUUUAAAAUAUAUAAAGAAUAAUCUUACAUUAUUACCUAAAUAGUUUAGUAACAGUAUUCAAUUUAAAAUAUUAAUCUCCACUGCAAUUAAUCUUAUCUAAUUUAGUCUUAAGUGAUAGAAAUUUUAUAACUGUUUUAUCUAUAUACUUAAUGAAUUUUUCAAAUUCUAAAUAAGCAUAUGAUGAUAUACUAGAGAUUAGUGGAUAAAAUAGUAAAUAAUUAAGAUUAAUUAUGGCUCAUAUAUUAAAAAGGGCUAUUUUAAAUUAUUUGAUUGUUUUAGAUAACAUUUACUACUAAGGGAAAUAAAACUUAUUGAAGGAUUUAGAAGAUGAAGUAUCCCUUUAAAAGGUUGAUUUAGCCUAUAUCUAAAUUUAUGCUUUUCUAUUUUAAGAAUAAGGAAUCAAUGACAUUAUUUAGUUUUAUAUUGAAAUAGCAUCCCAUCUUAAAUAAAACAGAAAUUCAAGUUUGUUAAUUUGUACAAUUGCUUAAACAGAUAACGAUUUAAUAUAAUGUGUUGGAAACAUUAUUGGAAAUUAAUUAAAUAUUUAAUUAUAAAAAGGAUUGCAUAAAUUAUUUUAAACAAUAUUUUAUUCUUAAACAUUUUAUUAAUUGAAUGAAAUGAAGAGUAUACUUAAAUCAUUUAUUAAUGAAAGUUUUAAAGAUUUUGAAAGUUUGAUUUUGUAUUCUUGUGAAAGAAAUUAAGAUAAUGGUUAAUUGUAAUUAAAAAAAGAAAUUAAAUUACCUAUUUAUGAACCAAUUUAUGCUUCAUAAAAUUAAGAAAUUAAAGACAAAAUUAAUGAUAAAUUAUAAAUGUAGAAUGAUAAAUUUGCUGAAUUGUUUGGAUCCUCAUUAUAAUAUGAAUUAUAAUAUUAUAAUACAGAUAAAUCAACUCUUACUAAUAUUAGAUAUGAAAUACUUAAAGCAAUAUCAAAUGAUAAUUAAUAGUAUUUACUAAAUAGCAUUUUAAAUGAUUUGUAAAAUACUUUUUAAUCAAAUUUGGAAUAUAAUAUUAUAGUAAAUCAAUCAAUUAAGAUUUUACAAGAAAAUGCCGUAUAUAUUAAUUUGUUAAUUUUAUCUAAUUCAUUUUUUAAAUCCUCUAAUAUUAUCAUUUAAUAAAGAUUGGAUAAAAUUUUACAUUAUUGCUAAACAAUUUUAUCAAAUUAAAAAAUUAAUAAUACAUAAAAGUACUUUUUUCAAGUCUACUGCUCAAGAUUAGAAAAUUAGAACUUAAUUUAAAAAUUUGAUGAAGUCAAUCAUCAUGAAUAAUAAUAAUCUAAAUCUUAAAAGCAUCAAUAAUAUAAAUAAUAAUUACAAUUAAAAUUCAAUUAAAUGAAGAAUAAUUUUAAUAACAAGAUUAAUAAUAAUGAAUAACCUAUAGAAGAAAUUGAUGAAAAAUGUUUAUUAUGUAAAUUACCAUUUGAAAAAGAGGAUCAAUAAUACUUACCAAUUUUAAUUUAAUACACAAAUAUCUAUUAAUAUUUACAUAUUUUUUAAAUUUAACCUACUAAAGAAAUCAAUAUUUUAUCAGUACAUGUUUCAAAUUGUAAUCAUAUUUUUCAUGCUGAAUGUUUGAAAUAAUAAAUCAAUACUUUUAAUGAUAAGAAUCUAAAAUUUUUUUAAUGCCCUUUUUGUCAUUCUCCUUAUAAUUUCAUGUUACCAAAUUCAAAUAAAAGUUAAAAUAUAGAAAUUUAACAAUUUUAAUUUUCAAUUGAAACUUUCUUAGAAUCACUCUUCAACAACAAUAUAGAAAUUUUUGAGAAAAAUUUUGACAAUUAGGAAUUUGAUGGUUAUUAAUUUCUAGAUAUAAUUUUAUCUUAAAUAUUAUGUAAUUUAACAUUCUAAUUAUUGAGUGAUUUACAGAAUUUUAUUUAAAAGAAUCAACAUCUAUUUAUAUAAAAAAUUAUAGAUUAGAUGAGAUCAUUAUAUAAAAAUUCAGUUUCUAAUCUAAUUGAAAAUAUUAAAUUAAAUGAAACUGAAAUGUUAUUUCAAAUUUUAAAAUUAAUUUACACUCAUCUAAUAAAAGAGCAUAAUAUUUAUAAUUUUUAGUAAAAGCUUUCAAUAUUACUAAAUCCAAACUUUGAAUUGGCUUAAUAAUUAUUUGAAGUAUUUACAUAAAGAAAAAUUAAUAUAUAAAUUAAUAAUAGAUUAUUACCUUAUGACAUUUAAAUAAUUAAGGAUUAAUUCAAAAAAGAAAGAUUUAAUGUCUUAACAAAUAAUUAUGGUUCAUUUUUAGAUUAGAAUUAUUUACUUCCUUGUUAAAAGAAAAAUUGUUAAUUUCCUAAAUUAAAAUUAGAAACUAAAUUUCAAGGAUAAUAUAUUUGUCUUAUAUGUUUCAAAAAAAUGUGCCCAGAAUAUUGUGGUUAACUUAAGCAUGUAUAUAUAUAUAAACAUUUAUAUUUUAGCAUAAUCUCGGAAAUCUAUAAAGACACUCCCAGAAGAAACAUUUUAGGAAAUGUGUAUUCCUUGAUAUUGAAAAAAGCUAAGUUUUAUUAAUAUAUUCCCCUUUUUAUUUGAUUAUGCCUAAUACUCUAUUUACUGAUAAAAUAGGAGAUUCACCAAACAAAGGUCCAUAUCCAAUGCAACAUUAUAAGAAAUUUUAAUUAAAUAUGAAAACAUUGGAUCAAAUAUUUGAGAUAAUUAUGGAAGAGAAGUAUUUAAACAAAUUUCUUGAAAUUUGA